UCUCUAGGCAACCGCUACUGGUCCAGCAGUGGAGCAGUCUAGCUGUGGGCCUCCAGCGUCAUGGACCUGGUCAUCACGCAGGAACUGGCCCGUGCCCGGAACCAACAAGAUGCAACUGCCCUGCGGCGAGCUUAUGAACUGAUCAAGUCAGCAAACCUGGGAAAGUCGGAGCUUGACCCCACAGAGAGCUUCAGCCCGGAGCUGUUUGUGCUGUGUGCAGAGCAGGCACUCAAGAUGAAAGAACCUGAGAUGAGUGAAGACUGCAUCCAGAUGUACUUCAAAGUGAAGGCACCAGUCACUCAGUUCCUGGGCCGAGCGCACCUGUGCAGGGCCCAGCUUUGUGCCCCACAGUCAGAGGAAAAUGUGGAGGACUUUGAAAAUUGUGUGACGCAGUACAUGAAGGCUAUCAACUUUGCAAAAGGAGAACGGAGGUAUUACUUUUUGGUGUUCAAUGCUUCUGUUCUCUACUGGCGCAUGGUGCGGCCAUUCCUCAAGCCUGGAUAUCACCACUACGUGAUUCCCAGCCUCUCCCAAAUUGUCAACGUGUUAAAUCAGACAGAAGAAGAGGACAAGGAGUGGAGGGCAGAGUUGAUGAUAGAACUUCUAGAAUGUUACCUGCAAGCUGGAAGAAAGGAGGAUGCUACCAGGUUCUGCAUGACGGCAGCGCCCUUCGUCAAAACCCAAGUGCCGCACAAGUACCGGCAGAUGUUCUCAACCAUGGUUCGUCAUGAAGUGAUGGAUGACGAAAUGUUGAGGGAAGAGAAGAAGCAUUCUGUUACCCUCUCUGUCACUUACCACAUCAAUUCGCUGAAAGCGAAACUGGAUAAAAACGAUUUGCCAGAAAAUUUGGAGCAAAUUCUGAAGAAACUGUAUAAGAAUUUAACUCAGUACCAUCAUCAACAGUCCCCUCACAUCCAAGAGGAAAAAAUCCUUUUGCUUUUUGAAUUGGGCCGCCUGUGUCUGACCUUGAAAAACGAGAAAAUAGCCAGUGACUGCCUUAUAUACCUGAAGAAAAUGGAAAACGAAGAUCCCAGCAAGCUGCUAGAAAUUGAAGGUCUGGAGUGUGAAUUAGAUGCUCUGAGACUGGAAAGCAAGCUCAAACUGUACCUUCGAGGAGCCGUCGAGGAGCAGCUGAUUAUCAUAAAGAGACUGGACAACAUACUGCAGCGGGCCAUUCGUCUGGGUAAUCCCACGACCAUCCACGUGCUGUGCACCGCACAGUGGAACAUCUGCCUACCCCUGCUGCAGCACAACCUGAGGCACCACCUCCGGAAGCCGCUGACCAACAUCGCCGAGAUUCUAGAGAAAGUUGAUAGUCUCAUGAUCCUGAUGCGCUGCCAAGUCCACAUGGAGAUGGCAUACAUUGAGCAGGAUGACGACCGGGUGGAGCCUGCCAUUGAGCACAUGCAGAAGGCCAUGCGCCUGGACAGCCUAGGCCGCUACACGGACAAGAUCAAGAUAACCUUCCGCCGGCUGCAGCUGAGUACCCUGCUGUACCAGUCUCCCGACCGUCCCGAAGACAAGGCCACUAUGGCCAUUGAACAGGCAAAGAAAGCCACCCUGAAAGACAGUGCUCGGAAAAAGCGUGCAAUCCUGGUGAACGCAGGCCUGGCUCUUGCCCCCGACACCUUCCAGAUUGUGCUGGACAGCGAGAAUGAAGCCAAGGUUUCCAUCGGAAAAAUCAAGGGCCGCUUCACCUACCUCUAUGCAAAAGCUCGACAUCACACCCUCUGCGUGGACAAAGCGGCUGGGCACCUGCGGCGGCUGGGAUUUGAGAAUGACAAAGAGAGAAUUGUGAUUUGGGCUGAGCUGGCCAAGGUUGCCUGGCAGCAAGACGUGUGGGAUGUCUGUCGCACGGCAACCCGCUUCUGCCUCCUGUAUGACAAUGCCAAGUCAAAGAAGUCCACAAAGCCAAAACGAGGGAAGAAGAAAAAAGGCAUGGAGGGCUCCGAGACUGAGGGUCCCUCUGAGGUGAUCCUAAAUAAGCAGAUGUCCCCUGACCUGCUGAGGAAGAUCGCAGAGGUGGCGUUCAUCAGCGCUGAGGCCACCGUCCACUUCCUGCGCUUGGAAGGUAUACAGCUGAACAACCAGGCCAUUCCUCCUGAGGACUUGAGCCAACACCCAGCUGGCUAUGUGCCUGAGCCACCAGAGAGUAAUUCAGAGUGGAUCACAUACAGGACUUGGAUAGAAAGUUUGUCACAGUAUGCCAUGAACAACUGGCUGCGCGCUGCAGAACUUGGGCAGGAGUUAGGGGAAUCCUGGAUUGUGCAGAACGCCGUGGUCUAUGUUUUGAACCACAACCGGCAUCUCAUCUUGGCCGGGAGGCAGAAAGAGCUGGUGGACUCCCUGUUCCACCUCCUGAACAUCGUCAAGGUCACUGGAUACACAGGGGACUCAGUCAUGCUGGUCAUGCUCUGUAAUGCCCUUGCUCGAGGCCUGAUCAUCAGCUGGAUUCCCACCCAGACACCUGAAAAGUCGAAAAGGAUUGUACGCCCUAUCUUGGUUCACGGUCCACUGGACUCUUCCGCUUUAUCCGAGAUCAGAUCGGCUGUGGAGGUCUGUGAAUUCGCACUGAGCCUCACGAAUGGGAACAUGCCGGAAGACAUCGUCCCCACCAACGUACGGCAGCACCUCAUCUCCACCUGGGUGAAGGCCAAGCAGCUCCUGCAGCAGCAGAUUGGUCAGCGGCUAGCCAUCGAUGAAUGGCAGGGUACCAAUGAAGACAUCAACUCGGUGACCAGAGUCCUAGUUGCCCUUGAGAUGUACUCGUGCAACGGGUUGGGCCUCAUGGACUUCACUGUGCCCCCCCUAGGUCAGGUGGUGAAAAUGGCCUCCGAGUGCAAUUGGUCAGACCAUCUGGUAGAGCUGCAGACCCUGACACGCCUCACCCACUUCGCCUAUAUGGCCCAUGACCAUGAGGUCACCAUUUCGUGUUCUCAGAAUGCCAUACAGAUGGGCCUCAAGCACCUGAGGCUAUUUGAACCGAUCAACGCCAUGCUUGCAGCAGAAAUGCUGUGCAUGGUGUCCUGCAUCAAGGGCCGUAGCAUCAUGGAAAACUUGAAAGGCAGGAAGCAGCUACGGCUAGCAGCAGCCAAGGCCUUUGUGGAAAGUGCCAGGUUUGGGGGCCUGGCAAACAGCAGCUCCCUGGUGAUGAUGGCCGCUCGGCACUACUGGAACGCAUGGCUCCCACUUCUGUCCUCACGGGCCAACAGAAAGAAGGCCAAGGGCUCCCUCCAGAGAAUCAUCAGCAUCAUCAACAAGACGGAGCACAAGAAGCAGGACACAGAGAAAACACUGCCUCUGCACCAAUGGCCAACAGCUGACUUCCAGACUGGAGGGACAGGUCCUGAAGUCCAGUUCCUCCCAGGGGCUGAGGAUGACCUCACACUCCGUGCCGCGCUCUACACCCUGCUCUUCAACAGCCAUGCUGACAAGAAUGACUGGGAGAUGGGCCUUAAGGUGCUGGAUGAGGCCGUGCAAGUGCUGCCAAGGACAGCCCACCGCCUCUUGAUUUUCAAACAUAUGGUCAUCGUGAAGGCCAAACUUGGGCAGAACUUCACCAUGGAAAUCCAGAAGUUCAAGGAUGAGAGGGAAGACUACUUGGCACACAUGUGGUACCGCCUGGCCCAGAACUCGAGAAAUGUCUGUGGAGUGUUAACCUGCUAUCAAAAUGCUAUCCAGGCACUGCAGAAACCAGAGAACAACUGGCAGAAGGUAGACUACAUCGUGGAGUUCAGCGAGUGGAUGUAUUAUAAGCAGUUCCCUCUGGAAGAUGUGUUUGACCACCUGGAGUGGGCAAUCGAGAUUCUACUAUGCAUGAAAGCCACGGAAGACACCCUUGAGUCAGACCCCAAGAAGGAAGGGCAGGCCUCCCUUGCCCAGUCUCCCACAGACAGCGAAAUGCCUUCAAAUCUGGAGACAGUCCUCUUGAACCACUUUCGAAGUGUGCGGCAGCUGGAGUCCCUGGCCCGCGUGCACGUCCUGAGGGCUUUGAUGGCGUCCCCGAGCACCUCUUCCCAUGAUGAUGACUGUUUGGUGGCCUAUGGCCUCUUCAAACACAUCUUGCAGAUUUCCUUGACAGAAGGAACAAAACAAGUUGCAGAAAAGUAUUUACAACUAGCUACUUCACAGUUGUUAUUGGCCAAAAAGGAGAAAGAGAAGGAGAAGGAAAAAGAGAAGGAGAAGGAGAAGGAAAAGGAGAAGGUCAAGGACACGAAGCAGAUUUCAACCCCAGCUUCCAACAAGCCACCUGAUGAUAUCCCCAUCAGCAUAGGAGAGUGGGCCUCCUACUCCUGCUCUGAGGAUCUGCUGAGUGUGUUCAAGCAGGACAAGAGUGACUACACUAUUAACUCGACGAGCUUCCAGAAGCCCACGCACACUUUGUACUACAUAGACCAUUUGGCCAAAGCCCUGCAGAAGAUGUACCUUCACGAGCUCAGCAUUCCGAUCCUGCAGCUGGGCGUGCUCGUUGCAGAGGUUGUGGUGGAGAGCAAGAGCCUUGCGGAUCUCUAUCACCUGCGACUUUUUCAGGUGUGCUCUGACCUGAGGUUGCACUACGCAGCGACUCAUCAUGAAGAGGUGGUUGGACAGGCUUACUUCGGGGACAUGGAGCAGGCCAGCUGCAGAAAAGAGAUUGCAUUUAAAAAAGAGAAGAACAAGGAACCCAUGGUAGAAGAUAGCCUGCCAGCCUUGCAUGAGCAACUGGCUCCAGCCCAGUCUGCAGAGGUGAAGCCACUGAUCUGGCAAGACAAGAUUUUGAAGAUAAAUGAAGAGACUGGCAAAGGCCUGGAUGGGACAUCCUACCCCCAGCUGUGGAUACUCAAAGGUGAGGUCCUGCUAGACUUGGAGCUGCACCAGCCAGCCCGGCUGCUCCUGUCUGAGGCCCAAUACGCUUUCCAGGAGCUAGGUGAUACCUGUGCAGAAGCACAGUGCCUGCUGCUUCUAGCAGAGCUGGCCAACAAGGAGAAGAACCAUGGGCAGGCCAUGCUCUUGAUUGAGAGGGCCCAGCAGCUGGGCGGAGCCGAGGAGUUCUGGUACAAUUUAACCCUGACACUGGCUGAAGCGAUCUUAGCCUCCGAAGAUGAGGGAAAAGAAAUUUCAGUUUGCGGCCUAUUUCAGAAACUCAUAGAGACUUUCAGGACCCUCCAGAGCGAAAGGCCGAACAGAGUCUCCAUACUGGAAUUCUUCAUCAUGGAGCUAGAGGCCAGAUGUGUGAAACUUCAAAGUCGAUUUGCCUGCAACACGAUUGGCAAAGAACUUAAGAAGUACCCACUUCUGCUGAAAGAACUAGAAGAUCACUUGUUGGAAGUUGAACAAAACUUUGUCUCUGGUGGCUACCACAAAAAUUAUGUUGACUUAAAGCUAGAACAUGCAAGGAUAAAGAGGUUAUGUGCUCAAAAUGAAAAAGACGAGGAACAAAAGACUGCCUACUAUCUGGAGAUGUACUCAUUGUCCCAGAAAGCUAUAUCAGAAGAAGAGGAGCUGUUUCACAGAGUCCAGGGGAUGCUGUCCCUUCAAGAUUUACAGAACAUCAACUCCCCGCUGAUGAGGAGGCUGGCCCGCCUCAAGCUCAGCCUGGUAGAAACGUGCCUGGAGUUGCUGCAGAUCGUGUGCAAGGAGACUCUGGAGCUGCAGAUGGAGCAGAACUCCUUUGAGAAGCUCCUUGCAGACUUCCUUCAGAACACCAGUGACUACUCAUCCAUCGGCUUGCAAUGGUUCUUCCUGAAGCGGACCCUGCCUCACCUGGUGCUAGCACAGCUGGAGAGUCUGCAUCCACUCUGUGUGGGCUGCAUGGACAUCCGUGCCCAGCUGCUGAUCCUGGCUGGGAAGGCGCUCCACGUGCUGUCCGUGCAGACAGAUCCUGUGUACCCUUCCUUCUGCUGGGAGGAGGAACUCUUGGUAGGUGCUAAGCAGAACAGCCCGAAAUCGCUGGAAGUGGACACAGAGGACAAGAAUGUAGAGACCUCCUCCAGGAACUCAAUGGUCUUCAAGGAAGCCCCCAAGGAGCAAAACCGGAAGGCUGAGGGUCUGAGGAAGAGCGUGAUGCUGGCCCAGAGGUUCCUGGCUCAGACAUCGGAGGUAUUGCUACAAUGUAUACAGACUGCCCUGAGCAGCAACCUUCUGGACAUCGUGGCCACCGCCAGCAUAGAGAUGGUGGAAUGCAUUGGUGUCCUGGAUCCCAUAACCACCUGCCAUUUCCUAACACUGUCGCAGAGCUGUUCAACCUCAGAGAUGGCACGGAAGAUUCUGCUCACGGCCACGAGCAACACCAGUAGCUCACAGCUGGCCGCCCUACUGCAGCUCCACCAGCGUCUGAGGCAGCAGGACAAGAUGUCCACUAGCCUGUUUGCCAGCAUAGAGCAGAAACUGACCACCACUUUCAGGGCAUGGCAGAGCCUCUGUGUCACAGAUCAGCAUUUCAACAUCCUGAAUGAGAUCCCACCCAUGUUCCAGAUCCUCUUUCUGCAGCAUUCACAAGACAGGUCAUAUCUGUAUGGUGCUGCCUUUGAGAGACCAAGGACUAUGCCUACACUCAAGGGGAAACCAGUAGUAGUGGGAGGUCAUUGCAAGGUGACUCGGGUGGCCACAAGUCCAACUGCCAUCUCUGACCUGUUGACCAAAGUCCAGUUGUUCCGGAGGCAUGCACAGGUCCAGCAAAACCUCAGCAUUCAGAGCCUCAGCACCAUCCUGGAGCACACGGAGGAAUAUCUGAAGCCCAUCACCCCCCUGUUCACCUUCCCAGACACCAGAAAUCAGAUGCCAACAGCCGUGAGUGAUGCAGGGAAAAAUAAAGGCAAGGAUAAGGAAAAGAAAGCAUCUCUCCCUUCAGGGCAGCCUGACCCUGAGUACAUGAUCCUGAUCGUGGACAAGCUCCUCUUAGACUUGCCCCUGGAGGGGCUCUCUGCGUUCAACGAGGUCACCUCCCUGUCACGAGAUUUCUCUCUCCAGAUGCUGUGGAACCGUCUCCAUAAGGAGGAAAAGGAAGGCAUUGUAAAGAAAGAGAUCAAGAGCAAGGAAAUCAAGAAGAAAACCCCAGGAAAAAAGGGCAAGAACGCCUUGGUCCGGAUCAUCCCACCGGAAUGCACCCUGAUUGACUCAGACACCAUCAAGUUUGUUGUGGACCCUUUUGAGGAGGCCCAGGGCCCAGAGUUACUGAGACCUGUUACAGUAACCCAGGAAAUCUUGGAAAAGUACCAAGAUCUGUUUACCGCACGUUGGAUGGGGCACCUGGGAAGCUACCAGUUUCCAAGCCAGGCUGACUGGGAGCAGGUACUGAGCAGCUGCAGAGGCUUUUUCUUCUACGGGAUGGAGAACUUCCUGUCCCAUUUGGAAGUAGAAAGACUGGUAGCCAUGGAUUUGCAAGAAUGCCAGAUGAUGGUCCUGCUGGACUUGACAAGGUCCUUUAAGAGCCGGAAGCGGAAGAUAGAGAGCGCAGAGAACCAGAGUGCAUCACAGAGGUCCUUGGAGAGGCCCAUUGAGACUGCCAUCCUCCUGAGUCUGACAGGGAUUGAGAGCAUUGUCGGCAACCAAUGGCCCACACCACUGAAGGACAACAUGCUGAGGGCCACCCUCCUGUGGGAAAACUUGUUACCAAUUGGCAAGCCACUUGGGAAAACAGUUCGUCUCAUUCAUAGGCUACGCAAUGAACCAGACAACCAAGAUAAGGACCCCCAGGUCUCCAAGGAAGAGCUGUUACCUGGGUUGCAGCCUCACCACUUUGAGCCACUUGCUACUGCCCACAACUGGGUUCUGUAUGGUCUGCCUCACCAAGCCAUCGUGUGAGCUAGACCCUGGCGUCUUUGUGGAGCCACUGUCCCUAGCUCUACCCCUCCGUGACUCCUCCCCACUCAGGACUCUUUCCCCACUCUCUGGGGCUCACCCCAGGCCUUGACACAGCCUGAUAUCUGUCCUUCUGUCCACAAUGCACAAUCCCCAGAAGACAGCUGCUGCUGGGUACAGCACCCAGGCUCUUGCUAAUUCUUGUUAUCCUGCAAGUUUGUUUUCCAUUUCAGUAUUUUAGUAAACAACAA
Molecule: messenger RNA, 8030 nt
Organism: Rattus rattus (black rat)
Lineage: Eukaryota; Metazoa; Chordata; Mammalia; Rodentia; Muridae
Gene: Cfap46
Product: cilia and flagella associated protein 46
Exons: 59
Coding region: 61-7782 (2573 amino acids)
Biological process (GO): cilium movement involved in cell motility; axoneme assembly
Molecular function (GO): protein binding
Source: RefSeq, a predicted model, not a curated record